Molecule: messenger RNA, 1263 nt
Organism: Striga asiatica
Lineage: Eukaryota; Viridiplantae; Streptophyta; Magnoliopsida; Lamiales; Orobanchaceae
Source: the annotation of a GenBank genome assembly
CCUCCAACUCUUCUUACAAAACGAAGGGAAAAGAUUCUGUAAAAUUGAGGCGCCCCUUGUUGGCUUGUCCACAGCAACCUCCAUCUCACUUGCUGUCUUACUCCGCACCCGCAGCCGGCUCUGGUCGAACUUGGUUAGAUGGCCGGAAAAUCAACUUCGACGCCGGAAACAUACUCGCCGUCUCUGACCGGUCACAGGAGGAAAAGGCCUCCCGUAAUCACCGGCUCGGAUUGGGUCCGACCUGACGGUCGCAGCCUCCACCAGUGCCGCCCUGCCUUUCUGAGGACUGGGGCAGUGAAUUCUGCAUCAGGGUCUGCUUACGCAGAGUUUGGAAACACUAAGGUCAUUGUAUCUGUAUUUGGUCCUAGGGAAAGUAAGAAAGCAAUGAUGUAUAGUGACACAGGGCGGUUAAAUUGUAAUGUUAGUUAUACAGCUUUUUCCACUCCAGUUCGGGGGCAGGCUCCUGAAACUAAGGACCUUUCCUCGAUGCUCCACAAGGCGCUGGAAGGUGCCAUUAUACUGAAAUCUUUUCCUAAGACGACUGUUGAUGUAUUUGCUUUGGUAUUGGAAUCCGGAGGAAGCGAUCUCCCAGUGAUCACGACAUGUGCCAGUCUUGCUCUAGCAGAUGCUGGGAUCAUGUUAUAUGACAUUAUUACCUCUGUGUCAGUGUCAUGUCUCUCGCAUAAUAUUCUAAUCGACCCUGUUUCGGAAGAAGAAAGUUACCAGGAUGGGAGUCUGAUGAUAACUUGCAUGCCAUCACGUAAUGAGGUCACACAGAUGAAUGUCACAGGAGAGUGGUCAACGCCAAAGAUAAAUGAGGCAAUGCAGUUAUGCCUGGAUGCUUGUUCCAAGUUAGGGAAGAUCAUUAGGUCUUGUCUAAAAGAAGCUGCUUUUGCUUCACAUGAUUAGGUGGCCUCCUUAGUAUAGAACCUUUUUGCAAUCACCGAGAAAUAUUUUUUUUUUUGUUUAAAUUGUUCUCCAUAAUUUUGCUUCUUGUGUCUCAACUUUGCAGUAGACAAAUCUUGACUCCGGUUUAGGCUUGUUAUUUUUCGUUCACAUAUAUGUAUCACUGCCGAACUAUUUAUUUUGGUUGGGAAAAAUCUUACAAUUUUCCUUGAUACAUACAUAAAACUGUUCACACAAUUGAACUGUAUUGUGGGGCUCUUAGAAUGAUUAGCUUGUUAUCUUUACAAUUAUUUAGUACUUCAAAAUAAUGUUUUCCCCUGGGUAUUGGUAAUUCUUUAAUAUAAUUAAGAAUAUUUC